AUGGAUGUGCCACAGAGAGACUGCCACUCCCACGCCUGUUCCUGUCACAGUUCGGCCAUCCAGGCCCUGCAGUCGGAGGUGUCCCAGCUGAAGAGAGACCUGAAGGAGGGGCUGGUCCAGCUGCCACACCUCUCCCAGAGGAUGGAUUACCUGACCUCCAGAUGCAGGCAGAACAGAGACAGAAGACCCAAGACCCGGCCCAGAACACACCACAAACCAGCAGGGAGCAGACAGAGUCUGACCAACACCAACUCCAAGAUAGAAGACUGGAUCUCCUCAGAUAUGAGCAAAGGUACAGACGGUGUGGAGUCGGACCGGUCUGGGAUCAUGCUACCAUUCCACAGUACACCACUAGGUGGCAGGAGAGGGAGCAGCAAGCCCUACUCCUGCUCAGAUGGACCAGUGAAACCCCAGAGUAGAAAACACUUGAAUACAGCAUCAGAGGAGAACCGUUCUCUGGAGACCUCCAAUCUCACCCAACCCAGUCCUCCAGCACUCUGGCACUCAUACAAGAACUUCAGCUACAGAUCUCCACCACCACCAGGUGACAUGGAGAAUGUCUACUCUAAGGGCAGGUAUCCUCUCUCCUCUCAGCCUCUACAGAAGCCUCUGUUGCAAGUCAACUAUGGCUCCUCCUGCAGUUUACCUGCAGGUUUCAAAGUGCGAGAGCAGCAGUCUGUCUCCCACCACCGGAGGCGCUCUACCCAGUCAGACUCAGCACUGCUGCCCAGCAACGUGUACUUUCAGCAGACCUUUCCCCCAGCUCUCAGCCCCCCCAGGACUGGGGUCAUAGCCAGCAGGCACAAAGCCAGCAGGGAUGAGGACAUCAACAGGACAUUGGACAGGGCUAUCGAGGCAGCCCGCAUUAUGAAGAGGACCACUGAUAGGAUGGCCAAGAGCCUGUCAGCUGACCUUGCCAAGGUUGAGCUGUACAGGAAGUUACACGGCCUUCACCCAUUGACAGGGAGGAACAAUACUGGCUCAUAACACUCUAAUUGACACACUGGAGAUACUGCUGCUACUAUAGGGCUGGUCCAGGAUUAGCUAACCAGUGAAUUCAGCAGGGAUUAUUUUGUAUACAGGUGAAGUCGGGAAGUUUACAUACACCUUAGCCAAAUACAUUUAAACUCAGUUUUUCACAAUUC
Oncorhynchus kisutch (coho salmon) is the source of this 1145-nucleotide messenger RNA. It is a transcript of the gene aknad1, whose product is annotated as AKNA domain containing 1. The transcript is spliced from 7 exons. Bases 1 to 987 code for a protein of 328 amino acids. The record is from RefSeq and is a predicted model, not a curated record. NCBI's taxonomy places the organism in Eukaryota, Metazoa, Chordata, Actinopteri, Salmoniformes, Salmonidae.